Molecule: messenger RNA, 858 nt
Organism: Rotaria sp. Silwood1
Lineage: Eukaryota; Metazoa; Rotifera; Eurotatoria; Philodinida; Philodinidae
Source: the annotation of a GenBank genome assembly
AUGUUAUCAUUAUUAGAAGUGAAAAGCAAAUUUGGUGCUGAAUUUCGUCGAUUUGAACUCGAUCGAAAAAAUCCAAUAAAAUUUGAUGAUUUUCAUAAAUUAAUUGAAGAUUUACAUAAUCUUCAACAUAUUCCAUUUCAUAUAACUUAUUUAGAUAAAGAUGGUUUAUUAAGAAUAUUUAUACAACGAAAAGGUGAAUCUUAUCAAUAUUCAACUGAUUCAUUACGAAAACGAAAAAAAAUAUCAGAUCAAUUAUCAUCAUUAAUACAUUCAUCAUCAGAUAAAAAUAAUUUAUCACCACAACGUAAUAUUGAAAUACAACCUGAUUUUCGUCUUGUUUCAUCAAUAAUUGAUGUUGAAAUAUUACCUGUUACAUAUCGUCGUGUUAAAUUACAUCGUUAUAAAGAAAGUAAACCAUUAGGUUUUUAUAUACGUGAUGGUGUUGCUAUUAAAUAUGGUUCAAAUGGUGUUGAAAAUGUACCCGGUGUAUUUAUAUCACGUUUACUUGCUGGUGGUUUAGCUGAAUCAACAGGUUUAUUAUCAGUUGGUGAUGAAAUAAUUGAAGUUAAUGGUAUUGAAGUAAGUGGAAAAACACUUGAUCAAGUAACAGAUAUGAUGGUAGCUAAUAGUCAUAAUUUAAUAAUAACUGUUCGACCACAAAAUGAUACAUUUAAUUUAAAACGUACUGUUUCAUCAACAGCAAGUCCAAUAACACAAAAUAAUAUAAGUAAUAGUAUAAAUCAAAGUGGAUCUCAAAUAAAUAAUGGUAUGAGUGAUGAUGAUGAGAGUGAACUUUAUCGUUCACAUAAUAAUAAUAAUUCUCAUUUACAAAAGACACCGUCCGUGUUAAAAUUGUGA